AUGACAGCCAAGUGGGGCUCCACGUCGAUGUGGAGGAAUAUUGUCGCUUUUUGCCCAACCACCUGGGUCAUACCGCAUGCGUACGAGGGCGAGCAGGACAUGGAAAAGAGUGAAAAGAGUGAGCAAGAUGCUCGGGUCCCGCAGCGCGUAACCAACAUGAAGGAGAAGAUGAGCUUGAUUGUGCCCUUGCUCAAGUUGAUGAUCCCGCUCUCCGUCGUCUACUUUGCCGAAUACCUCAUCAACCAGGGAUUGACGCAACUCAUCUACUUCAACUGCAAGGAGGGCUUCCGGUUGUCGAAGAGCAGCCAAUAUCGGUGGUAUCAGGUCCUGUAUCAAGUCGGUGUGUUCUUCUCCCGCUCGUCGGUCAACAUCAUCGAGUUGCCGUUGAUCGUGCUGUUUAUUUUGCCGAUAUUGCAGCUCGGUAACGCGGUGUUCUUCUUCUUCGAGGCGCGGUACGCCUUCUUGCCGCACAUCUCGAUCGUGUUCGCCCUGAUCCUGGUUGAGGGCUUCUACGGCGGCGCCAGCUAUGUCAACACGUUCAACUGGAUUCAUAAGAAUAUACCCCCCGACGUGAAGGAGUACUCCUUAUCGAUCGCCUCGAUGUCGGACGCCUUUUGGGAUCGUUCUAUCUGCAUUUACGGCAAUAGGGACAAGGACGACAUCUCGUCGAAGAAGCUCUACUUCGAGGAGCACCCCGGCGAGCUCGCCAAGUUUUUGCCAGCCGAACUCGACGGCAACUUCCAAGCGCUGCGCCUGUUGACGUUCUACUCGCGCCCAAACUACCGUACCGUCUACGAGGGGCUGCUCGCCAUCAUGAAGAGGAAACCCGUCGCGGCGGUGAAACUCGGGCAGAAAUGCGUCAAGGGAGGCUGCACCGGAGUGCGUGAGUUUCAGCCGAAUUUAUCCCCAAACAUCGUGCUUCCCAGGCCUCUGACCGGUCUGCAGGAUGGCCAAAGGCUCAGCAUUGGAGUGAAGGAGGACGGCGCGAUGCCGCCCGGAGACACCGAA
Messenger RNA from Mesorhabditis spiculigera, 1008 nucleotides. The record is from the annotation of a GenBank genome assembly. Lineage: Eukaryota; Metazoa; Nematoda; Chromadorea; Rhabditida; Rhabditidae.